Spea bombifrons (plains spadefoot toad) is the source of this 1099-nucleotide messenger RNA. It is a transcript of the gene OCIAD1, whose product is annotated as OCIA domain containing 1. The record is from RefSeq and is a predicted model, not a curated record. The transcript has 8 exons. Lineage: Eukaryota; Metazoa; Chordata; Amphibia; Anura; Pelobatidae. Gene Ontology annotation, cellular component: endosome. Bases 100 to 882 code for a protein of 260 amino acids.
GAAUUUCCGGCCCGCAUACUGUACUAGGAGAAGAGAGGUCACGGCGUUAGUUCCAGGGACAUUGCUGCUUGUUUAUGGUGACAGCUUAAAGCCAGUGGGAUGGCCGCCUCCCCGGCAGAGCUCAGCGGGCAGCAGCCGCCGCCUCAGCACAGUGCUGUGCAGGCCCCUGGAGUUGGUUACGUGCCUACCGAAGAUGAGAGAAGAGUGUUCAGAGAGUGUAACGAGGAGAGCUUUUGGUACAGAUCUGUCCCUAUUGCUACGAUAAGCAUGAUUCUUACACAGGGCCUCGUCUCCAGAGGAAUUCUUACAGCAUCUUCAAGAUUUGGCUCUGCCCCUAAAGUGGCAUUUGCUGGGUUUUGUGGAUAUCUGAUCGGAAAAGUCUCCUACAUGAAAAACUGUCAAGAAAAGUUCAAGAGGCUGGAGAAUUCCCCACUAGGAGAAGCCCUCCGCCAAGGAUACAGACCUUCCACUGGGCCGUCUGGUGGCAGGGCUUCUGAGUUUUCUGAUGAUGCUUUCGGAAAGGCACCGGCACCCACAGGUUCUGCUCACCCUAGCGAGGUACCGCCUCGCGUGCGUGUGCGUCCCAGCGAGUACGACUCAAGUCAGUAUGACUCGAGUCCUGCCACUGUCCCAUUCAGUGCUUCUCUCAGCGAAUCUUCAACCACUGGAAUAACUGAUAGCAUUGCACGAGGGCCAGAACCUUUCCUGGAGGAAAUUCCCAAGCGAAAACCCAUGACUUACGAUGAACUGAGAAACAAAAACAGGGAAACCUACGAGAUAGCUGUGACACAGAGAGCUGACACUCCUGCAAAACUCUCUUCAGAUAGAGCCCCCAGGAAAGAAGUUAAGACUAACAAAUAUGGUGAUGUAUGGGAAGAGUGAAGAAAGGACACAUCGCCUAUUUACAGGAUGAAUGAAUACUGCUGUUGUGGUGGAUACAUUGUCUGCCGAUGAUUCUGACAAUGAAAAGCUCGUUUUAAUAGGUUGUAAUUCUACUGCUUGGGUUAAAUCUGCACAGGUCGAGGAUUUCUCACAAUAAACCCCAAUGAAAAAAAAAACCAACUAUUUUCUGCAUAUUAAAUUUGCAUUUUGUCUACUA